AUGUUGGCCCGAGCAACGCAACGGACGGUUGCUCUCGCCUCGCGUAAGCUGGGCUCUUCUUCUAGCUCCUCGGCCGGCACCUCGACCGGAUGUCACGGUGUUCGCCUCAUGGUUGGAGCUCAGCAGCAACAGAGAGGAGGGCUGCUGCAUACAUCCGCGAUUGAUGCAGAUGCGUCAUCUUCAUCACAGCGAAGCAGUGCUGCAGCGCACGAUGAGCUGCGAGAAAAGCGAUCGAGGAGAGCGUACAGCACGAGAGAUGGUCGGGACGCGGGGGAGACAUCUGCUGCUCCGCAAGCUAGUCGAGAUGAAUGGCUUGCAGGACCUUCUUCGCGAGCUCUCAAUCCAGCACCCACAGCAGAAGCGCUGCAGAGAUGGUUUGAGAGGUCCUUCCCUACGCUGCCUUUGCCAGAGGAAGUAGCUGCGCAAGCGGUGACCCAUGAGAGCUUCGAUCUCACAGGUAGGACUGUCGCGGGGCACAACAGAAGGCUGAGCUUUCUGGGCCGAAGAGCAAUGCAUCUCUACCUCUCGCUGUUCCUCUCUCAGCAGGAGCUUCCCCUCACCCAAUCGGUCGACUUGCUGCACACAGCAGCUUUGGGCGAGACGGUUGGAGCAGCGCUGCGCCUUCAAGAGGUCAUGCGAUGGACUGCCGCUCGAGACGGAUCCGAGCUCGAGUCUGGAUUGUGGACCAUCCGUGGUGUGGCCGUUGAAGCGCUUGUGGGUGCAAUUUACCACCAGCACGGUGCUAGCAUCGCUCGCGACUUUUUUCACGCACAUGUGCUGCCCCAUCUAGCGAUUUCACCCUCCGCCAGACCGGCCGUCAAGAGCAUACAGGCUGCAUCGAGGGAAGCACUAGCAUCUUUCACUUCGGUGAUGCCGGCAGCGGGCACAUCGCCGAACAAGUUGGAGGGACAGGAUGGACCUCGGGCCAUUCACAUGGACGCAGCCGAAGCGCCUGCUGAUGUUGCUCUGACAGCAGCUUCGUCAAUGAGUCGGGCUUCGGAGCCGACAAUCGCGCAGAGCGGCUCAGAGCUGGCUGCCAAGUCUUCUUCAAAUCGCCGCGCUCCACAGAGUCGAGAAGGGCAGCCGAAAGGAGUGGAUCGCAGCUGGGCGCAUGCGCACGCCCACGAUGUUGGAGCUGAUACCGCAGUGCUGGCAGGAUGA
Molecule: messenger RNA, 1161 nt
Organism: Ceraceosorus guamensis
Lineage: Eukaryota; Fungi; Basidiomycota; Exobasidiomycetes; Ceraceosorales; Ceraceosoraceae
Exons: 4
Coding region: 1-1161 (386 amino acids)
Biological process (GO): RNA processing; mitochondrial translation
Cellular component (GO): mitochondrial large ribosomal subunit
Molecular function (GO): structural constituent of ribosome; ribonuclease III activity
Source: RefSeq, a predicted model, not a curated record